Molecule: messenger RNA, 664 nt
Organism: Paraglomus brasilianum
Lineage: Eukaryota; Fungi; Glomeromycota; Glomeromycetes; Paraglomerales; Paraglomeraceae
Source: the annotation of a GenBank genome assembly
GAUUAAGGUCAGGACUCAGUCCAACAUUGUUUUGAAGAAAUUCCUUGCAGUACAAGAGAAUCAUGGUAAUGGCCUUCCUCCUCCUGAUAAGCUUCACCCAUGUGACUUUUAUGGUCGAGUGGGAUGGGAAACUGGCCGUCGUUUGGGACCCGGAACCAGCCCUUUUGAUGCAACUGUCCCCCAAUUACUCAAGGAUGCGUUCGAUGCUGCAUGCUCAAUCCCAAGUACGUGCACUGAGCAAGAAGCUAUUGAUGGAUCCAAGACCAUCGAAACCGGAUGUGGAGAACUAGUUGGAGCCAGCAACGAUACUGGAGUUGUGGAUGCUACAAUGGCCUAUAUAAUACUUCGAAACUUUAUUCCGGAGAAAAGUGUCUAUUGCAACAAAGACGCGAACGGAGACAGUUACGGCUGGCAAAUUCUCCGUGAUGUCAUAAACUACGCAGCAACAAUAGUUCCUCCGGACAUAAGUGGUCUUAUAGUCCCCCCUAACCCGGCUCUCGUCUUUGUCACAUACGACAACACGACUGGAAGCCCCUCUGUUUAUGGUAUUCCUAAUUCAGUUAUCUGUAGUAAAGCCUACAAAUACAUGGUUUCCAUAUUCUCCAGUUUUGUUGAUACAUAUCCACUCGACCCGCGGUUCUUUUAUCUUACAGGAAAUUUGAAA